GUUUUUGUAGCGUAUGACCUCAGCUUUUCACGAAAAGCUAGUUCACCUCCCACCAAAAGCCUUGACGUGCAAGCUGCUUGAGCGCCAACUACGCAAACUGGUUGUAAAUGAUUUUUAUGAAAGCAAAGAUCAUGUAUACUUCACUAGUAUUCUGGAUGCGAUAGGCAGUGCACGGUCACAUGGACUCUUUUUGCUCUCCCUCGACGGACGGUGAUGUAUAUCUGAUGAGAUAAUGUCUUUGGGAGCUUUAAAGUCGCUGGCGAAGUGGUCAGCUUCGUCUGACAAGGAGGUCAAAGACGGGAAGGUUGAGCUGCUAAUACGGUUCCUUGAGGGAACUCCGUUUGAUGAGUGGGCUACUGUAACGUAUCUUAAUCAGUACCAGAAUACGCAGCCUCUAGUGCACGACUAUGUGUGCAACAGGCUGCACGAGCUUGGGGAGGAGGCGAUUGAAAAGUUCUUGCUGCAGUUCGUGUACAUGGCUGUGAGCAAGCCCGGGCAGGCCCUUGAGCGCGCAAUCGUCGACCUCUGCUCCAAAUCUUUCCGCGUGGCGAUUAAGGCGCAAUGGUUAUUGGUGGCGCUAUGCCAGGACCAUCCUAAAAACAAAGCCCUGGAAAGCUUCCGGGAGCGAGCUUACAAGGCUGCCCUGGAAGGAAAAUGGGAGGUCCCCAUCCGCAACCCCAAGCUGGACCCCCUCAGCCCCCACAACAGCCAGCUCCUGGUGCAGUCCAUGAGCCCUCCCUUCAGCCCGCCCUUCAGCCCGGGCACCUCCAUGUGCCUCACCUCGCACCUCACCUUCCCGCAACCCCACCCGCAGCACCACCUGCUGCCGCCAGCAGGCCUCCACCACCACCCGCACCACAACCCGGUCCCGGUGCCGCAGAAACAGCUGCAGCCCCCCGAGCUGCACACACCCAGCCACCCCGGUCUCCCGCUGCAGCAGCGGGUGUCUCAAGACGUGGCUAUACAGCCACCAUGCAGCAUGGUCAUGUCCCCGCCAGGACCCGGCUGGGUGGCUGCUGCAGCUGCAGCCGCCGCCGCAGCAGCUUGCGGCGGCCCCGGAAAGCAGAACGGCGCCUGCAGCGGCAGCAGCGGCAGCGGUGUUGUUGCAACAACGACUGCUGACGAGCCUCCGGAGGCUGGACCAGGUCCGGCGGGUGUCAGUGGAACUGAGCUGGUGCUGCCCACUAGGAGGAGCGGCGGCUUGCAACUGGACCUGGGCUGCAUACUAGACAAGCAGGAGCAGCGGGGUGAGGAAUCCGGCGCGGCAGCAUCGGCACCGGCGGGUCCGCCUGAAGGGGAGGGGGUACUGCCCUCGACGGAAGCAGCAGCAGCAGCCGGCUCAGGGGUGGCGGGCUCUACAGGAGCAGCACUCGCCUCCGAGGCUUCGAUCGUGACGGCCCUCACCAGCCCUCGGUGUACGGCAGGAGGGGAGGUAGCUGCGGCUUUGAACAGUGUGUUUGGGCAGGUCACCCGUGAAGCCCUCGCAGCUGCUGCUGACGUGGCAGCCCCCUCCUCUCAUCCCGGCUGGACUGCAGCGGGAGUGCAGAGCGGCAGUGGCCUAGCGGAUUCCGCACCAGCGGCCACAGCUGCAGCUGCUGCCCAUGCGAACACAACCACAACUUCCCAUGCAGCAACAGCAGCAGUCGGGUCGACGGUAGCAACAUGCCCAGCAACGACAGCGCCCGUGGCAGGCCCGGCUUCAGGGAGCCGCGUCAACGCCCUUGCCGCCGCUGCCAACGCCGUGAGCGCUGCAACCAACACACUUGCGGAGCGCAUCCAAUCCCUACGUCGUGAGCUGGGUGACGGUGAGGGCGUGAGUGCGUUGCUGGAGCGCAGCAAGCAGCAGGGGAGCGGCUAUGUGGCUGCGACGGAGGAGGAGGGCGUCAUGAGCGAUGACGAGUACGGCAAUCGGCCCAUGUCGCCGCUGAGCCGGGUGCGUUUCGACACGUUUGGGGCGACGCUGGACUUUGUGGAGGCGCUGUGCGAGGCGUCUUCCACGCUUACCAGCUACUCGCAGGAGGAGCGCCACCGCGCGUUGCGGUUGGGUCUGGAGUGCAUCAACCGCCAGAUCGAGGACAACAACCGGCGCGAUGUCGCCAUCUGGUUCCCCAUGGGCCGUGGAGGGGACCGGGUGCUGCGGCUGACGGCACGCGAGGCGGUGCUGCUCAACUCCCGGGAGAAGGCGCCCUUUCUGCUGUACGUGGAGGUGCUGGAGGGCCAGAACGAGUGCGGAGGCGACCCGGGGUGGACCGGAGUGCCGGGCGCUUCGGAGGCCUUUGGCAGCCGCUACGAAACCAGUUCGUCCUCAGCAGCAGGCGGCGUUGCCAGCUGCGUCGGAGGCGGCGCCACAGCCUUUGGCGGUAACGGCCCGCAGCCGUCUCCCGCCCCGGUGGUGGAGUUUGGGCGUCGGGAAACGUACGGCAUUGCGCUAACCGGGAUCGGCGCCCAACACCAGCAUCACUUCAUGCACCAGACCUCUCCAAGGGCGGCGGCGGCUGGUGCGGCUGCUGCUGCUGCCGGUGCUGGUGCGGCGGCGGGUGCUGCCAAGGCGCAUGCUCCGGCGGGUCCUGGGCACCUUGACGGGCAUGAUGGUUGCAGCCAGGUUGGCAGCGUGAUCAGCGGGCGGGUCAGCCUUCCCUCCCACGGCGGCCCGGGCACUGCCGACACCGCUUCCACCGUCAACACAGACACCCCGGCGGCGCUUAGCCCCUCCGCAUCCUCCUCCUCGCAAUUCCGAACCAGCUCAAGAGGCGGUAGCCCAAUCUCAGGUCAACCACCGCCGCCUCCGCAGCAGCUACAGCACGGUGUGACCCAUGGGUCGGCUGCGACGCAGCAGCAGUCUGCGUUGAACCACGUCCUGGCUGCGCCCACGCCCACGUACGCCUGUGCGGGCGUCUACGCAAGCUUGCUGUCUGAGGAGCGGGUCAGUCCAUCCGUAUCUGCGGGACCAGCAACAUGCGGCUCCGGGGGUGGGAGCGUUCCCAUGGAAACUGUCAACUCUCCCCCGCUUGCAACCGCCCCCAGCCUGGGUGUUACACUGGCCAUUAGCGCAGCAGGGGAAGCUGCGAGUGCAGCAGCAGCAGUAGCACCUGCUAGCAACGUUAACGGCAACAACAUGCAGGUCUUGUCAUCCUCGGCGGCAAUGCAAGCGAGCAGCAGUUCCACAGGAAUGGCGCCCUCGUCCAACACCUCCAUGGCAGCUAUCUUCAUCCCCACACGCAGCGCCUCCACAUCCAACAUGGCAACCGUUGCAACCGUUGCAACCGCCAUGGCAUCAUCAACCGCCGCCGCAACCGCCAGUACGACCUCCACAAGCGGCGCAACCGAGCCCGUCGUACCGUCCUUACCGCAACUCAGCACCGUCAGUGCAGCCAGCAGCGGCGCACAAUCCCUCACCCCACGACUCUUCGCACCACAGCCGCCGCAGGCGCCGGCAGCAGCCCCCACCGCGUCGGUCGCCGUCCUGCCGCCUCGGCCGCCGCCGCUGCCGUUGCCCUUGGGCAGCAUGAGCCCGAUCAGCGCUGCCAAGGAGGUCUCCCCGCACGGCGCGUCGCAUGCGUCAGGCGGCAUGAGUAACCUGCUGCGGCGGGUGAUGGGCGAUCGCGUGGAGGAUGCCUCCGGGUCCGGAGGCAGCGCAGGUAGCAGCAGCGCGGGCGUGCCAGCCGCCGGCGGGGGAGGUGCAGGCGGCGGGCAUGCAGGCGGCUCGAGCGGUGUGGGUCGGGCUAGCUCAAGCGGCUUCAGCGUUGUAAGGUCGCUGUGCUUCUCCAACCCCGAUGUCGGCAGCCCUGAACACGCUCGCGACGGCGAAAUCGCUUCCGCAGCUGCAGCAGCGGCCGCCGCAACCACCGCCCACCUCGUGUCCCUGCCCGUGCUGCCGGCCCUGUCCGGCCAUUCCAACGGGGUAUCAUCCGGCAGCAGCAGCGGUGGCACCAGCCGGCCACAUGCAGUAGCUGGGGCUGCUGCUUCCCAUCAGCCACCCCAUCGGGCCCCACUCGGGCCCCGGGGCUUCCUGGGUGGGGGCGGCAGCAGCGGAGGAGGCGCGGCGCAGGGUGUGCAGGGGCUGGGGCGGCAUGCGGGGGGAGACCUCACGAAGGAGGAGGUGCAGGAGCUCAUGACGUCGGGCUGCCUGGGCCACCCUUCCAACAAGGCUGUGUCCGAUCCCAUCGUGGCUUCAAAGCUAUCUCGCCUCCAAGCGUCCCUGCGCGGGGAAGCUCCCAUGGUUCGCGUGCGGAUACGCGUGCUACCACAGCCCCCCGCAUCCCAUUCGCAGCACCAACACUCCUACGCUGCUGCUGCAGCAAGCCACCCCUCGGCGGCUGCUGUGGCAUCCUCGGGGUCAGGCCGGCAUGCCUCUCAAGCGCCCGCCACAACGCAAAUCCCCGGCGAGCGGGCGGGUAACGCCUCUGGCAACACCGCUGUGGCCCCUGCAAACGCCAUCAACGGAGGUCCUAGCAUGGAGACGACGAAGCACCACGACAACGCGGACUCUCCGAUCGCGUCUGGAUCUGUAUCACUGCCAAUCGCUGCCGUUCUCGGCGGCCGUACAAAGGCCGCCUCAGCGCUCGCAGCAGCAGCAGCAGCACUGCCGACACCCACAGGAACCUCAGAGGAAAGCGGCGGCAACGGUGGUGGCAGCGGCUCGGAUAGCGGCCUGCUGGACAAGAGCAAGGCGCUAGCGCUGCUGUCACGCUUUGGUCUGUGCCGCAAGCCCACCGCUGAGGACGACAUGGACAAUAGCGGAGCACUCGGAGCCAUGCCGGCCUCAUCAUCCUCUGGGCAGUUGAUGACGGGGCCCGUGGGCGGUAACACGGUGGCAGCGGCGGUGACUGCAGGCAGCAGCAACAACAGCGGCGGCGGUGCGGCUGUCAGCAGCAAGGGCGGUGGGCACCUCAUGCCGCACCGCCCGUGGCCUGUCGCGUCCGCAGCGAGCGGGAAGCUGGUCCAGGUAUCGUUUGAGGUGGCGCAGGGGCUGAAUCUGGCCAUUCCGUCACCUCACCGCAAGAGCCGCCGCAUGCCCUCCCAUGAAGCGAUUGAGAUGCUGGCAGGCAAAUACAAGAUCCAUCAGAUGCCGCCGCCGUACGAAUGCGGGCCUCCCUUGGGCCCUAUGCCGUACAGCCCCGGCGGCCGUGGCGCCCCCACCUCCUACAGCCUCCAGGAGCGACCCAGCGAGGAGGGCGAGGGCCUGGCGACGCAGGAAUCCGAGCCAUCUUUCUCCACAACACCCGUAAAAGGCAACACCCCAGGGGCGCAUGAGGUGAGGUCCGGAGCGCCACCGGCGGCAUCACCGGUGGAAUUGCAACCGCAACCACCAGCUGCGGCGGCUGCUGCUGCGGCGGCGGCGACUGGGACAAGCUCCUCGUCGUCUUCCGGCCUCGCGGCGAGCCUGCAGUCCUCCCUAACCCGCAUGCUGUCUCGCGCUGCCGGACAGCAAUCGCAGCAUGCAUCUCAACACCCGGAGGGUUCGUCUUCGCUGGCGUCGUCCUUGAUGUCUUCCAUGAUGUCUGCAUCGGGGUCACGAGGCGGCAGUCCGGUGCGGGGCGGCCCCGCUGCCGCUGCUGCUGCUGCUACCGCCAGCCAAACGCCGCCGACGCAUGGCGCCGCCUCCGCAACCAAUACAACCACCACGACGUCAGGCAGCGGCGCCGCAAGUAGACUGGCCAAGUUGAUCAGCGGUAGCAGCAACAGCAACAGCAACAACACUGGCAGUAGCGCCGUCGCCGCGGCGAUUGCCUCCGCUAGCGCCGCCACGAGCACUGCCGCGUCUCCAGCAGAGGCAGCAGCACCAGCAGUAGCACCGUCGGCAUCUGCCGUACAAUCGCAGCGAAGUACCGCCGGGGGUGGCUGCAGCAGCGCUGCCGGCACCUCCUCCGCUGGUGUCCCUCCGGUGGCGGCGCUAGCGCCCACGUCAUCUGUUGCAGCGGCGGCGGCGGCGACGGGGCUCAGCAACGGCGGCGGCAGCGCUGUGAAGGGCUCUGCGGGCGGCGGACGUCGGGACGGCGAGGCGCUUGAGGAGCGCCGGCGGCGGGAGGCGGAGGCGGUGUACGGCGAGCGGUGGGCGGCCAAGGUGAAACGCAUCCAGCGAGAGUCGCCUCACGGCUGCCGCGCGGGGUGGGCGUUGCGGUGUGUGAUCGUGAAGAGCGGAGAUGACUGCCGGCAGGAGCUGUUGGCGCUGCAGCUGGUGCGCACCUUUGGCGAGAUAUUCCGGGAGGCGGGCUUGCCGCUGUGGGUGCGGAACUACGAAGUACUCGUCACCUCAAACAAGACGGCGCUCAUCGAGAUGGUUCCCAACACCCUCUCCAUACACACCAUCAAGUCCCGCUCCACAACCGGCACCUCCCUCUCGGACCACUUCUUCGCCAAGUUUGGCCGCUCCGGCACACCCGCCUGCGUGGCGGCGCAGCGGCGCUUCACGGAGAGCCUUGCGGCGUACUCGUUGAUUUGCUACAUGCUGCAGAUCAAGGACCGACACAACGGUAACAUACUGCUCGACGACGACGGCCGACUGGUCCACAUCGACUACGGCUUCCUGCUCUCCAAUUCCCCAGGCGGCGUCAACUUUGAGUCCGCGCCCUUCAAGCUCACACGCGAGCUGCUCGAGGUGAUGGACAGCGACAGCGACGGCAAGCCCUCCGAGAUGUUUGACUAUUUCAAGGUCCUCAUGAUCCAAGGCUUCCUGGCGCUGCGGGCUGACAAGCAACGCGAACGGAUCUUGAUGCUGGUGCGCAUCAUGUCGCGAAGCGGCUUCCCCUGCUUCAAGGGCGGUGACCGCUCGGUGAAGGCGCUUGAGAAGCGUGUGCCGCCCCGCAGCUCCCUCACGGAUGUGCAGUGUGUGGCGCAUGUGUUGCAGCUGAUAGCGGAGAGCUUGGAUGCGUGGCGGACGCGGCAGUACGACUACUACCAGCGAGUUAUAAAUGGCAUUCUGUAGGUGGGAGGCUCGGUAGGGUAUAGGAGCUAUGGUUGAGAGGUCGUUGGGGUAGGAGGAGGGAGGAGGAGGAGGAGGAAGGGGUGGGUGGUGUGUUGUUGGUUGGUAAUGGCUGCUUCCAUGCUUCCUGCUUCGUUCUUGUCGUCGCGGAGGACGGUGGACGGUGAGAGUUGAGGAGGAGGAGGAGGAGGAAAAGGGGGCCGGUUGCCUGGGGUGGCGGUGGUGGCGACAUGGGGGAUAUGAGGUUGGGGCAGCAGCAAACAGGCGAUUGUGUGAUGGGGAGAGCUGUGUGCCUAUGACUGUAUCUAGAUAAGCAGGCCAAGUGGGCCAGAAGUGGGCCAGAAGUUCGUAGCUGGGUGUGUAUGCUUUCUUAUCGCAGGAAGGAGGGGUGCGAUGACAGAGGUCCCGCGGGUGAUCGUGAGGUGUGAGGAGCAGGCUCCUAGAGAGUCGGGGGGUGCGCAUUGGAUGUCCCGUUCGUUUGCCACUUCAAGUAGCGCUGAAGGUGCUUCUAGGUGGGUUUCUAACGGUCAUGAUGCGUUUCAGUUUGGUUAGGGUUGGCUUAUUCCGCGCACUUGUCUGUUAUUCCGUGCUCUUGUGUGUUGUUGGUGUUACUGAUCAGACAUGUCCACAUGUGCCGGCUGGGAAGUGCGUUUCUGCUGUGCUCUGGAUUUGCUGUGUGUGUGAACUGCUGGGGGUUGCAGGUGCAACCGCCGCCGUGCGUUUGGACAUUCAAGCAUGGCAAAACUGAUGGGAGAGACUUGCUAGAGAGAAGCACUUGAUGUAUAGCCCUUUUGCAGUGUGCUACAUGGACUGCUGUGUCACAUCUGGUCACCGCAGCCUUCCAUGUACCACAGAGGAGAGAGAGAGACACACUUCGUAUUGCCCCUCGUGCAAUGCGUAUGGCUGGUGCCAUUGCGGGGCUUUUGCUUUGGCCGUCGGGUUUCAAUGGUCAGAACGAGGGUGAGGGACAGGAGGAGGGUGUGGCUGGGGUUUGC
Astrephomene gubernaculifera is the source of this 7917-nucleotide messenger RNA. Lineage: Eukaryota; Viridiplantae; Chlorophyta; Chlorophyceae; Chlamydomonadales; Astrephomenaceae. The record is from the annotation of a GenBank genome assembly.